AUAAAAACGAAGCUCUUCAGUGGGUGGGCAGUACGUCUUCUAAGGGGCCCAAUGGUAGUCGAGAAUCAUUGAGCACUUUACCAGUCACGCCGCAGAGUGGGCGGGGCCUCCUGCCCGGCCUUGAAGCCUCCCAGGCAGGGCGGGCAGGCGAGUCGCUGGUUGCGAAUCCAUGUGGCGGAGGCGGUGGACCCUGGUAGCCCGGGCGGCACGUGGGCCUCGCAGUCCCAGAUCUGGCACGCGUCAGGGCAGCGGCGCCCCGGCCCCCGGCUCCGGGGCCACUAUCUUUGCGCUGAGUUCCGGCCAAGGCCGCUGUGGCGUCGCCGUGAUCCGGACCAGCGGCCCUGCCAGCGGCCACGCCCUCCGGAGCCUCACGGCGCCCCGGGACUUGCCCCCGUCCCGCAGCGCCUGCCUGCGCCUGCUCAGCGACCCCCGCUCCGGGGAGCGGUUGGACCGCGCGCUGGUGCUCUGGUUCCCAGGCCCCCGAAGUUUCACGGGUGAGGACUGCGCAGAGUUCCAUGUGCAUGGAGGCCCGGCCGUGGUGAGUGGCGUCCUGCAGGCCCUGGGCAGGGUGCCAGGGCUGCGGCCGGCGGAGGCGGGCGAGUUCACCAGGCGGGCGUUCGCCCACGGGAAGCUGAGUCUGACCGAGGUGGAAGGGCUAGCGGAUCUGAUCCACGCGGAAACCGAGGCGCAGCGGCGGCAGGCCCUGAGGCAGCUGGAUGGGGAGCUGGGCCACCUCUGCCGCGGCUGGGCCGAGACCCUCACUAAGGCUCUGGCCCAUGUGGAGGCCUACAUUGACUUUGGUGAGGAUGACAACCUGGAGGAGGGCGUCCUGGAGCGAGCUGACAGCGAAGUGCGGGAGCUGGAGGUGGCACUGGGCGCACACCUUCGAGAUGCCAGGCGCGGGCAGAGGCUCCGCUCAGGGGCGCACGUAGUGGUCGCGGGACCCCCCAACGCCGGCAAGAGCAGCCUGGUGAACUUGCUCAGCCGGAAACCUGUGUCCAUUGUGUCCCCGGAGCCAGGGACCACCCGCGACGUGCUGGAGGCCCCUGUGGACCUGGCCGGGUUCCCGGCACUGCUGAGCGACACGGCGGGCUUGCGCGAGGGCGUGGGGCCGGUGGAGCAGGAGGGCGUGCGGCGCGCCCGCCAGAGGCUGGAGCAGGCUGACCUCAUUCUGGCUGUGUUGGACGCCUCUGACCUGGCCUCUCCAUCCAGCUGCAACUUCCUGGACACGGUUGUCGGCCCUGCGGGAGCCCACAGCCCCAAUGGCAGCAGCCAGCGCCUCCUGCUGGUGCUGAACAAGUCCGACCUGCUGCCCCCUGGGGGCCCAGACCCGAGUCCUGACCUGCCCCCCUACUUGCUGCUGUCCUGCCUGAGCGGGGAGGGGCUGGACGGCCUCCUGGAGGCGCUGAGGAAGGAGCUGGCUGAAGUAUGUGGGGACCCAUCCACAGGCCCACCGCUGCUGACGCGCACGAGGCACCAGCAUCACCUCCAGGGCUGCCUGGACGCCCUCGGCCACUACAAGCAAGCAACAGAUCUAGCGCUGGCGGCCGAGGCGUUGCGGGUUGCCCGGGGCCACCUGGCUCGUCUCACCGGUGGAGGGGGCACCGAGGAGAUUCUGGACAUGAUCUUCCGGGACUUUUGUGUGGGGAAGUAAGGGGCUGGUGAAGCUCGGACCCAGGCUGGUGAACGCCCAGAAGCCUUGAGGCAUCUGGGAACAGCUUAGGCCAGGUGGGUCACCCCCUACCCCCAGCCCGGGAAGAACUUGACCUCCAAACGGUGAGGC
Molecule: messenger RNA, 1783 nt
Organism: Ceratotherium simum simum (southern white rhinoceros)
Lineage: Eukaryota; Metazoa; Chordata; Mammalia; Perissodactyla; Rhinocerotidae
Gene: GTPBP3
Product: GTP binding protein 3, mitochondrial
Biological process (GO): tRNA wobble uridine modification; tRNA methylation
Cellular component (GO): cytoplasm; mitochondrion
Molecular function (GO): GTP binding; GTPase activity; protein binding
Source: RefSeq, a predicted model, not a curated record